UAAAAUGGGACGGAGGGAGUAUUAUUCUUUCAACCCAAUUCUCCAACUACUUUGUCUCUUUGAUUCUUUCAUUUAUCUCUACUCCUCUCUCAUCUCUCUCUAGAAUCUCGUUUCUUGAUCGUUCUCUUCAAUUGCAUCGAAAAAGGUAAUUUCACCAAGCAAAAGAAAUGGAUAAUUUCCUUAGAGGCGCUGGCGAGGACUCUUCCCCAAACCACCUACAAAUUGUUAGGUGCCCAUUUUUGCAGAAUAUCAAUGAGCCAACUAAUUUUUCCUUGGCCACUUCCAUGGCUUUUUCACUUCCGGUACGCGGAGCAAAAGGUCCUAUUUUUGAGGAUGGUCCCAACUUUGAUAUGGCAUUUAGGCUUUUCCAUGGGCAAAAUGGUGUUGUCCCACUUUCUGAGAGGUCAACUUUUGAAUCUUCGAAGCUUGAAUCUGAAAGUGUCCAGCCUCAGUUUAACCCUUUGGCAGCCAAAGCAGCUAGCAUCAGUUUUUCAGCAUUUGGACCAGGAGGCCCCUUUGGGUUUGAUGGAUUUUCCGAGAUGUGGAAAAAACAUAAUUUUAACUCUAAAUCUUCGAAAAAAGAAUCCUCUUCCAAGGGAGGAGGUUCAAAGCACGAAGCAAUGAGCAAUGAGUGGUUACAAACUGGAAAUUGUCCUAUGGCCAAAUCUUAUAGGGCAGUAAGUAAUGUCCUGCCACUUGUAGCGAAAGCACUUCAGCCGCCUUCUGGCAUGAAUUUGAAGUGCCCCCCUGCAAUAGUUGCCGCAAGAGCUGCUAUUUCACGAACUGCCCUGGCUAAGAAUCUUAGACCACAACCUCUGCCAGCAAAAGUACUUGCCAUCGGGGCACUGGGCAUGGCAGUGAACGUUCCUUUAGGAAUAUGGAGAGAACACACAGAGAAAUUUUCUCCCAGUUGGUUUGUGGCAGUUCAUGCAGCGGUUCCAUUCAUAGGCAUGCUUAGGAAGUCCAUAUUGAUGCCUAAAGCAGCCAUGGCAUUCACAAUAGCCGCAUCAAUUCUAGGACAGGUCAUUGGCUCCAGGGCAGAACGUUACAGGCUAAAAGCAAUUGAGGAGAAAAAGGUUACACUUCCAGAAUCUUGUGUCAGUGAAUCUGGUUUUGUUCGAGAGUCUGGUUUUGUUCGAGUUGAUGGAGGACGUUGUGGUGACGACGCUGUCGAGUGGAAAACUGUACCUUCACAGACUGGAGUAGCUUCAUCAGCUAAAGCCUUGUACUGAUGUUUGUGCGUUGCAAAACCAUUAUAAUGUAAUGCUAUGUGCUACCGAUAUGUUUUAUCUACUUUAUCCAUUUGAAAGAUGCCUCAGACUAUAUAAUACUAGUAACUAGUAAUUUGAGGGAAUAAAUGUGUGAUCAAAAUUCAUCUAUGUUUACUGCUGGAAUCAUAAAUAUAACAUUUAUACGUUUGCUGUA
Messenger RNA from Daucus carota subsp. sativus, 1425 nucleotides. RefSeq lists its product as uncharacterized. Gene Ontology annotation, cellular component: chloroplast. The transcript has 4 exons. NCBI's taxonomy places the organism in Eukaryota, Viridiplantae, Streptophyta, Magnoliopsida, Apiales, Apiaceae. Bases 168 to 1232 code for a protein of 354 amino acids. The record is from RefSeq and is a predicted model, not a curated record.